This is a messenger RNA of Hydractinia symbiolongicarpus, 1581 nucleotides long. Its product is annotated as E3 ubiquitin-protein ligase TRIM56-like. The coding region runs from base 1 to 1581 and encodes 526 amino acids. NCBI's taxonomy places the organism in Eukaryota, Metazoa, Cnidaria, Hydrozoa, Anthoathecata, Hydractiniidae. The transcript has 9 exons. The record is from RefSeq and is a predicted model, not a curated record.
AUGAACACACAGCCAGGAAAACACAAAGGGUUUAACCUAAUACCUAAGCCACAUGCAGCUAAUCAAGUUGUCGAUAUCAAGCUGCAAACUGGUACCAACAACGUGUUAAAUGGCGCGAAACUAUACGUAAUACUCGCUAUGACAACGCUAAGCUGUACUGAAGCAGCAAUGGAAUCUUAUGUAAAUGAUAAAAGUUAUAACGCUGGGAUGAUAUUUAAGCAUCUACUGCAAUCCUAUUUGGGAGUUAUUGUUUUAAAAAGUAGUAGCGAUGGCAUAUUGAAAAACACAUCAAUCACAAUGGCUUUGUCUGGAGCAACUGCGGCCCAACUUUCUUCGUUAUUGGAAUGUAAGAUCUGCUUAGAAACGUAUCAUAAUCCAAAGCAGCUAUACUGUGGGCAUACGUAUUGUCAAAAUUGUUUAGAUGACCUAGCCAUAUUUAACGAAGACGGAAGUGCUGAAAUACACUGUCCAUUAAGAUGUCCCAUGAAAACUAAACUAGAUCCACACGAAACAACAUCAUCGCUAAUGACAACAUAUGUAUUGAAUGACAUUCUGAAUGAACUGUCAAAUGUUGAAAAAGUUAAUUCGCAAUGUCAGCAAAGCAAAGAAUGCAAGCGAAUUGUCGGCCACUCUUGUACAACGUGCGGUGCAAAGAUUUGUAACAAAUGUCAAAUAAUUCAUUCUUGCACCAACAAAUCGUUUACCAAUGUUACUUUUAAUGAAAAAUUGAAAGAAAUGCAACCAUUGUGUGAGGAACAUAACUUCCUUGGAAGAUUUGUUUGUAUUGACUGUGACAAUAAGUUUACAUGCGUAUACUGUAUACACAGAAGCCAUAAGAAUCACGAAAGAAAAUCAGUUGCUGAAUUUGGCGAAGAAGCAAGGAAUUUAAUUCAGUCCUUCCUAGCAUCGUUUGAUGAAACAAAAGUGGUAAUGGAGAACUUGACAAAACAAUAUUAUGGAUCUUUAAAUAAUCUCAAUAGUAGCAGAGAAGCAUUUGUUCGUGAAUUGAAAGUCAGAAAGUUGAAAAGAAUAGAAGAUUAUCUGAAAAUACUAAACACGGAAGAGGAAAAUCUGCUGCUAAGAUUUGAUCAAAAGAUGGAAGAAUUUAAAUAUGAAAUAAUUUUAAGUGGACACUGCACUAGAAUACCGGAAUUUUUAAAAGACAUAAAAGAACUUAACUUAAAAUAUCACUUUGAAUUAGUUGCCAAGAAGUUGGAAAUUGAAAGAAAACUUCGCAGUCUAUCUUCUUUACCAAGAGUUAUCCCAAGUUAUAAUAUGCAUUUUGCAUCCUUAAAUGAACAAGAUUGUUUGAAAAACCCAUUGGGUGAACUAAAAAUCUCUGUCAGUGAUGUAAACUUUGUAAAUCCUUACAAAUGUUCUGUUUACAAAAGUACAAUGGAUAAAAUUGAAAAACUACCUAACCAUGCACAAUUAGAAAGUAAUUUGAAAAAUUUACUUGGGGAAAUGAAAGGUUACAAAGAAUCAAUUGGAAAAGUAAAUUUUGGUUGUUUGAAAAAGCCAACAAGCUGUAGCGCUAUGCCUGUCGGGUUGAUUGAAAUGCAAUUUCACAAAGCUGAUUAG